CGUCAUUGUUUACGAUUUCAGUUACAGGAAGUGUAACAGAGGUGAUCGAAUCUGUCAAACAGAAAGAAAAGCAAAGGAACUUUACAUUUCUCAUUUUAGAGUACAGAAUAAUGUCUGAUUGGUUAAGAUGUAUAUUUAAGAAAUCUUGUUUAAUGUAUUGACUUUUGAAGAUGAAGACCGCAAGAUUAUGAGGUCGGAUCAGGGCUCGUACCAUCGAGGUCCCGUAACAAUUUAAAGUUCUUUCACUUGAUCAUAUAGUUUAUCAAGUGGUUAAAUCAAGGCUUCAGCAGAAUGAGGUGUCCACACGGCAGACAUCUGAUCUCCGCCAUCAGCGCAUUUAACGGAAUUAUAACUUAUCAGUGCGCUCUUCUGCCGAGAGUUUCACACGGGGUGCUCAGAGAGUUGAGCACAUCAGCUCAAGCUCUACAGUAUGAUGUGAAAAGAUCUGACAUGGCCAAGUCUGGCAAUAGGAAGUUAUUCUUUGACACUCAUGCAAUGGUCCAGCUGCUCGAGGAAAGCGGUUUCGUGACCCAGCAGGCAGAGGUCAUAGUCAAAAUGAUGGUAAAUAUCACCAACUCAAACAUGGAUAUCAUGUACAGUGACAUGGCUACCAAGACACAGCAGGAAAUCAUGUUGCAGAAAGUCAUGUCUCAUAUUGCUGCUGUGAAAAAGGACAUGAUCAUUCUGGAGAAGAGUGAAUUCUCUGCAUUACUGGCAGAGAAUGAGAAAAUCAAGGUUGAGCUGUUACAGCUUAGGAUACAACUUGCAGAUGUAAUGAACAAAAGGCGAGCAGAUAUCAUUUUGGAUCUGAACAUAGAAAAAAGCCGAGUAAAGGAGAUGUGGGCAGACUUUAACAGAAAACUUAUUGGGACCAGGAAUGAACUCAUGGAAAUGAAUUCUGAGCAGGAUCGACAUGUGACACAGACCAACAUGAAAAUCGACACAGAAGUGGCUGGCCUGAAGACCAUGCUGGAGGCCCACAAACUGGAUACUAUCAAAUAUCUUGCAGGUUCUGUGUUUACAUGCCUCACAGUUAUACUUGGAUUCUAUCGGAUAUGGAUGUGAACAUCAGAAGACUUUAUUCUUCCUGACAAAACAUCUCAUCAGCCUUGCUUCAUUAGAAGAGCUGUGGUAUUCACCAUUAUCCUGUGGGAGCAAAUAUCUGUUCAUGCUCUAUUGUGAUAUAGAGUUUCAUUAGGAAAAAAGAUGUUAUGGACAAAAACAGCUACACAAUACACAAUCAAUUGACUUUGUAGUCAUUUAUGUAAUGCUUCAGGUGAUUUCACAUGCAAUAAAAUGAUGUAGUUUAAAUACACUACAUAUCUAA
Molecule: messenger RNA, 1327 nt
Organism: Danio aesculapii
Lineage: Eukaryota; Metazoa; Chordata; Actinopteri; Cypriniformes; Danionidae
Gene: mcur1
Product: mitochondrial calcium uniporter regulator 1
Exons: 9
Coding region: 292-1065 (257 amino acids)
Biological process (GO): calcium import into the mitochondrion; positive regulation of mitochondrial calcium ion concentration
Cellular component (GO): mitochondrial inner membrane; mitochondrion
Source: RefSeq, a predicted model, not a curated record